AACCCAGAAGAAAGGAGACGGCGACAUUGUCGCAACAAUGUUUCCUGUUUGACGCGUUUCCCCCCCUCCGAGGACGAUGGUAGCAGUCGAGCGGAAGUCCCUGAAUCAGUCAGUUGCUGCGAGGAGCUACAGGAAGAAAGUUGGGCACAUUAUUGCUGAGUGAAAAGUCUUGUUCAUUUUAGGCAUUGGGAGAUGAGGCGAAGGCAAAAGAGGCUUCUUCAGGCGGCUGGCUUAAUCAUUCUCACUGUGGUGUUCGUGCCAAACAUCGGGCUAUGGUCUCUUUAUAAAGCAAAUCAGCUAACGAGCCCGGCUGAAUCGGUACAGGGGUUACCAAUCAAGCCAAGACAAAAAGCCAUUUUCAUUGGUGAAGAGGUAAGGAAGAAAGACUGGCAUGACAAUGAAGCAAUCAUCGCAGAUGCAGCAAGAAUAGGGUUUGGAGAACAAGGGAAACCUGUUCCAUUGUCCGAUGAAGAUCAAACUGAUAAAGCAUAUAGUGAAAAUGGUUUCAAUAUCUAUGUGAGUAAUAAGAUCUCCCUGAAUCGGAGUCUCCCUGACAUUCGCCAUCCAAACUGCAGGAAGAAGUUGUAUAUGGAGAAACUUCCAAAUACCAGUGUCAUUAUACCAGUUCACAAUGAAGGCUGGUCCUCGCUUCUUCGAACUGUGCACAGUGUCCUUAAUCGCUCCCCACCUGAGCUUAUUGGAGAAAUCAUACUUGUAGAUGACUUCAGUGAUAGAGAACAUUUGAAAAAGCGGCUAGAGGAAUAUGUGGCACAGUUUCCGAAAGUCAGAAUUAUGCGAACGAAAAAACGAGAGGGUUUAAUUCGCACACGACUACUGGGGGCCUCAGUGGCAACUGGAGACGUACUAACUUUCUUGGAUUCUCACUGUGAAGCCAAUGUUAAUUGGCUGCCCCCAUUGCUUGAUAGAAUUGCUCAGAACCGCAAAACAAUUGUGUGUCCCAUGAUUGACGUUAUUCACCAUGACCAUUUUGGAUAUAGUACUCAGGCUGGUGAUGCCAUGCGAGGAGCAUUUGACUGGGAAAUGUAUUAUAAACGUAUUCCCAUUCCACCAGAAUUACGCAAACCUGAUUCAAGUGACCCCUUUGAAUCACCUGUCAUGGCUGGUGGUUUGUUUGCUGUUGACAGAAAAUGGUUCUGGGAAUUGGGUGGAUAUGACACAGGUUUGGAUAUUUGGGGCGGAGAACAGUAUGAAAUAUCAUUCAAGGUGUGGAUGUGUGGUGGACGGAUGGAGGACAUUCCUUGCUCCAGAGUAGGGCACAUCUACAGAAAGUACGUUCCCUACUCCUUUCCAGGUGGAGGUGGCUUGCCUAGAAAUUUGAAAAGAGUUGCUGAAGUUUGGAUGGAUGAAUAUGCUGAGCACCUCUAUCAGCGAAGACCAGAAUUCAGACAUAUCGCUGCUGGUGAUGUGAGUCAACAGAAAGAACUGCGGAAUUCCCUUAACUGCAAAAGCUUUAAGUGGUUCAUGACUGAAGUGGCAUGGGAUUUGCCAAAGUACUAUCCACCCGUAGAACCUCCAGCAGGUGCAUGGGGUGAGAUUCGCAAUGUUGGUACUGGACUGUGUGUGGAUAGUAAACAUGGGUCAUCUGGCACACAGCUGAAACUAGAUGUAUGUGUCAAAGAUAGUAAAGACAGAUCAUGGUCUCAUGAACAGAUAUUCACAUUGGGUUGGCGAGAAGAUAUUCGUCCUGGAGAUACCUUGCACACUACAAAAUAUUGUUUUGAUGCAAUUUCACAUAACAGCCAAGUAACACUUUUUGAUUGUCAUGGAAUGAAAGGAAACCAAUUGUGGAAGUAUAAAAAGGGCAAGAUUUUGUACCAUCCAGUCAGUAACAGCUGUAUGGACUGCAGUGCAAAAGACAAAAUUAUUUUUAUGAACAUCUGUAAUCCUUUGUCUCCCACACAACAAUGGCUAUUUGAAAAUAUAAAUGCAACAGUCUUGGAAAAAGUGAACAUCAAAGAUUUGUAGUGAAUAGAAAACUACUCUAUAUAUAAAUUAUUCAUUUUUUAUUACUGAUGUUUUUAAGGGUUUUGUAGUGAAAUCCAGGUUUUUUUUAUAAUAAUGGCUUUUUGGAAGGUUUAAUCUCAGGAAAGAACUGGUACAAGUAGGUAUUUAUUAAUGGUGAUAUCACAUACACACCUGCAGUGAACCAGUGCUUGAAUGCUGAAAUAUUAAAACUUGAGCCAAUUUCUAGUGCCUUGCAAGUGAAAAGCAGAGCCUGUGAAUUUGACAGUGGUUCAGAUCAUAUUCUGGUAAUUAGCUUUCUCAUUAUUUAGUGAUUUAAUUUCUGAAUUGAGUAAAAACAUGUUAUUUGGUAAAUUCAUGCAAGUAGUUACGUAGAUUAAUUGAUAUUAUUUAAAAGCAAACUAUGGGGUGAAAACUAAACUUGAUGGCAAAUGUUUUCUAAAUAGAUAAAAAGGCUAUUUAAUUUUAUCAAUACAGCAUGGUAUGCUGUGAUUUCAAAAGUCAUUUGAUAAUAUACCAUAAUAGUUUAUCCACUAUUUAAUUUAUUUACCCUAACUCCUUGAUACUUUUGAAAGAACACUAUUGAAAUGAUAUUAAAUGUUUUAUGGUGCCUACUUGAAUAUAUACUGGGAGAGGACAUUCAAAUCAAAUUCACAAUAUUGAUAUCUACAUGUAAUUAUAUAAUAUCAGGACUUCAAAUUUAUUUAAUUCUUUUUACUUCGCACUUUAGCAAUUUUUUAACGUUACCAACCUUGAUGGUAGAAAUGACAAUAAUUAGAGUGUGUAAGAAUCUUUUAAAUGCCAGUAACAAAAUUUCAUUAAUCCCAGAGAGAUAUUGCAUAGAUGAUCUGUUUUAGCCUUUAAUGGUUAAGCAUGAUUUUGCAUUUAGUUCAAGAUGAUACCAAUCAGUAAUGUAGAUAAACAUAUUGCAGAAUGUCAGGGGAAGUGCCAUUGGAAUAACAUAUUCAAUGAAUUAGGGUUAAUUAUUAUCGAUAGGAUUAUGUAUAUUUUUUUUAUUAAUUUUUUUAAAAAAUAUUCCAAUUGAGAGCAUAAAUAAUUAAUUAAAUUAUGAUUGAAUUCAGAACUUCAUAUACAAUUUUUUUUUGUUUCUCCAAGGAAGAAGUACUCUUUUCAUAAUAAGCAAAAAACAAAGAAAAAAUACCAUAGAAUCUGGAAACCUGAAACAAAAAUGGAAAAUGCUGGAAAUACCCAGAAGAUCAGGGUUCAUCUGCAGGAAGAGAAACAGCGUCAGGUCUUCAGGCCAGAGACUCUUUGUUAGAACUGAUAAAGUUGUGACACGGAGUCUCUAAUCUGAAACUUUCUCUUCCAACAGUUGCAGCCUGACCUGUUGAGUAAAUCCAACAUUUUAUGCUACUUGUAUAAUGUUUUCCCAAAUGAAAAGAGUUAACAUCAGGUGGUAAAAGAUAAUUUAAACUUAUUAUUUCUACUCAUACUUGAACGGAUGAACCACCUCCUAUCAUACUUCUCAUUCUCCUAACAACGUGGUCUUUUAUUUCAUUAUUCGACACAUUUGUAGUCAGAAACGUUGCAAUGUUUUCCUACCCCUGAUACACUAUAAGUAGUUCUUUUUUUAUGGUUUGUGCACUGGCUGUUGCUUUUAUUGUCAAGAGUUGCACUUAUUAUUUGCCCCCCAAAGCAACUGAGAAGGUGAUGAACCACAGCCAUUAAUUGUCAUAGUAUUUUGUGAAGUUUUCCCUACAUCACAGUUAGUUAAGGAUUUUUGACUCUUAAAUUCUGUUUGCUCUUCUAAACUGUUUUUUUGUAUGGCACCUGGUUUUGGGGCUCCUUACCAGCAGAAUCUGCUUUUUGCAACAGCUGAAUCUGGGAUAAUGGUAUUUUAAAAGUUAAAUGGUAAACAAUUGUGUUCUAAUCUUGGCUUGGAUAAGUAUUUUUGAUUUGUAUAUUGUUCAUAAAGAUCAUUUUUUGUAAGCAGCAUGUGAAUAAGCUUUUAGUACAUUGUGAGGUGGUGGAAUGCUUUUCUGAGGAAUCAGUCAUUUUAUGUAAUAACGACAUGUAAAAUUACUGUUUUGUACAUAUGAAGACCAACUAUCUUGUACAGCUAUUGAGAGAAAAUGUAAAUAUGGAAAAUGUAUAUUUGAUAUAUUCUGUUUAUAAGGGCACUCAUAAUACAUUGUAUGGCAAAAAGUUGAAAUGUAUGUGACUUGACCAUUUGCAGCCCAGGGUGACACCUGCACAUCCUUCUGUAUCUUGGAAAUACAUCACCUCUUCUAUGCUGCGCCUUGUUCAGAAACCACUUGUACUCCUUUGAGAAGACACUUCACAUUCAGGACAAUGGCGCCAUUGAACAAAUGGCUUUUACACUUCAAGCUCUAAAGGCUGGACAUCCUAUUAUAGCUACGAUGAUGGCAAAGAAUGUUGGUAAAAUCUCAUCCUGAAAUUUGGUUACUUAAGUGACUUUUGUACAUGCCUACUUUAGAAAUAAUGUGAUUAUUUAAACAACUAAUCAGUUGCAAGUAAAUAGUCUGGGUCACGUACUUGGAAGAAAUUCACCUGAAUAUGGAAGAGAAAGCAAUGAAAAUCAUAUUAAUGUACAGCAAUAAAAUAAUUUGGCAGUUCUUAAAAUAAAGUAGAAUUUAUACUGGUUUACACUCUGGCUGACCUUUGAUAAUUUGAUUAUCUUGGGAUGAAGUG
Hypanus sabinus (Atlantic stingray) is the source of this 4656-nucleotide messenger RNA. Its product is annotated as polypeptide N-acetylgalactosaminyltransferase 10-like. The transcript has 12 exons. The record is from RefSeq and is a predicted model, not a curated record. Bases 193 to 1986 code for a protein of 597 amino acids. NCBI's taxonomy places the organism in Eukaryota, Metazoa, Chordata, Chondrichthyes, Myliobatiformes, Dasyatidae. Gene Ontology annotation, cellular component: Golgi apparatus.